AUGGUAACGGAUCUGAUAGCGGAGGGCUUCAUCGCGGCGUAUAAAUGCUUCACUUCAAGACGGGGUAUUUGUGCGACUCUGACCAGUGACAGGGGACUCAACUUCAUCGGGGCAGAGACAGAACUCAGGAAUCUCUUCGACCAGGCAUCCAGCAAAUCGGCUGUCAUCAGGGAUCGGCUAGCAUCAGACGGGAUACAGUGGAUAUUCAACCCCUCUCACUCGCCACAUACGGGAGGCAAGUGGGAGGCCGCUGUGAAGUCAACAAAACAUCACCUCAGGAGGACCAUCGGAACCUCGACCUUGACGUACGAAGAAUUUACGACUCUUCUGACUCAGGUCGAGGCCAUACUCAACUCUGGGCCACUCUGCCCACUCAUCAACCACCCGCAAAACACAUCAGCCCUGACACCGGGGCACUUCAUCAUCGGAAAACCGCUCACGGCGGUUCCUGAACCAUCACUCCAGCAAAUCACCACGGAUAGACUCAACAGGUGGCAAAUUAUCACCCAGAGGAUCCAAAACUUCUGGGAGCAUUGA
Messenger RNA from Diachasma alloeum, 537 nucleotides. RefSeq lists its product as uncharacterized. The record is from RefSeq and is a predicted model, not a curated record. Gene Ontology annotation, molecular function: nucleic acid binding. The transcript has a single exon. NCBI's taxonomy places the organism in Eukaryota, Metazoa, Arthropoda, Insecta, Hymenoptera, Braconidae. The coding region runs from base 1 to 537 and encodes 178 amino acids. Gene Ontology annotation, biological process: DNA integration.